AUGAAGCAUAACAUCGUUGAACUUGAUCUUGGGAUAUAUGAUACAAGAUUCAAAGACCUUGAAUUGCCUGACAGCUUUUUCACAUGCAAAACUCUUGUGGCUUUAAAGGUGAGUUCAAAUUGUAUUAACCUUGCUCCUCCUCCUUCGGCAUCAACUUGUUUUCCAAGUCUCAAGUCCCUCCACUAUAGCCUUUACAGGCCUGAUAGUGCCUCAGUGUUCGAUUUGCUCGUUUCCAAGUGUCCUGUGCUUGAAGACUUGACCAUUGAUGCAGAAAUAUUUGCAGAAGAUGUAUAUACUUUAGAUAUCCCUGCAGCAGGAUUGAAAACGUUUAGAUUUCUAGGUACCAGCUUUCUUGUUGGGAGAAAGUACAGUUUUUCUUUCAAUUCCCCAAAGCUUGAAAACCUUGUUGUCUCGGAUAGAGCUGGUUUAGCCAAUUACUACUUUUCCAACAAUGCAAAAGCCAUGGUUAAAGCUGUGAUCCAUUCAAUACAUGGCUACAAAGACGACAAUAUCAAUCAUGUUGUUAGAGCACCUCCCUUUACUUGA
Fragaria vesca subsp. vesca is the source of this 546-nucleotide messenger RNA. Its product is annotated as putative FBD-associated F-box protein At3g50710-like. The transcript has a single exon. Gene Ontology annotation, molecular function: protein binding. The record is from RefSeq and is a predicted model, not a curated record. Bases 1 to 546 code for a protein of 181 amino acids. Lineage: Eukaryota; Viridiplantae; Streptophyta; Magnoliopsida; Rosales; Rosaceae.